Messenger RNA from Plutella xylostella (diamondback moth), 526 nucleotides. It is a transcript of the gene Burs, whose product is annotated as Cuticle-tanning hormone bursicon. The record is from RefSeq and is a predicted model, not a curated record. Gene Ontology annotation, cellular component: extracellular region; bursicon neuropeptide hormone complex. Gene Ontology annotation, molecular function: G protein-coupled receptor binding; neuropeptide hormone activity. Gene Ontology annotation, biological process: G protein-coupled receptor signaling pathway. Lineage: Eukaryota; Metazoa; Arthropoda; Insecta; Lepidoptera; Plutellidae.
AACCUAUUAUAAGUUACAUCCUAUAAAAGGCAGCCAGACUAUAGAUAUCUUAUCAGUGCUUUCCUUUAAGUCUUAGAAAAUUAACGUAGUUCACUAUAAUAAUGAGUGUGACGUCAAAAUUUAUAUAUCUUUUUACAGUUCACUUUAUUUUAUUCAAUAUCUUAGAAAGUUCAGCGGAGGAAAGCUGUGAAACAAUACCCACAGAAAUACAUUUAACUAAAGAGGAGUAUGAUGAUCUCGGCAGAUUGAGAAGAUCUUGCAGCGGCGAUGUUAGUGUAAAUAAAUGCGAAGGCAUGUGUAAUAGUCAAGUGCAGCCAUCAGUAGUUACACCAACUGGAUUCCUAAAGGAAUGUUUCUGCUGCAGAGAAAAUUUCCUGAGAGAGCGGAUAGUCACCCUGUCACAUUGCUAUGAUCCUGACGGCAUUCGCCUUGACGAGGAGGAGUUUGCUAUGAUGGAAGUGCGACUGAGAGAACCUGCGGAGUGCAAAUGCUACAAAUGUGGAGACUAUAACCGAUAACUUAAAAU